Sclerotinia trifoliorum is the source of this 2726-nucleotide messenger RNA. NCBI's taxonomy places the organism in Eukaryota, Fungi, Ascomycota, Leotiomycetes, Helotiales, Sclerotiniaceae. The record is from the annotation of a GenBank genome assembly.
UAGAAUAUUAAUCAGCUUCAAGUUCCGUACCCUGCUUAGAACAUGUAUUCGUUUUGCUUUGUCAAGUUUCCAAGACUGGCGCUCUGCUGUAUAGAUAAAUAAACAUCUUGUAUUCAUGAUAUCUAAUUUCAUUUGGAAAGUUUACGGCUAAGCUGCCGUACUGAAAUAUUCCUAUAAUAUAUACCAGCCUAGGCCUUCAAGUUUUCUACUCAUAGCACAACACAUCUAACUUACAAGAAAAUCAAGAACCAUCUUCUUACCACUACUCUCAACUAGUUCCACAUAUUCAACAGCAAUAUCCGUCAUUUUAUUUUGCACUACUCAUACAUUAUGGCUCCUUUACAGCGUCAAGGAGAUCUUUCCGGGGCUAAGGAGUGGGAGCCGUCCCACCUUGAUAAUAUUCUCCUCAACCGAAUCAUCAAGCUUGGUGAACAAGACCUAAAACAAGAAAAGGCAAUGUCAGAAGCACUUCGCCGGGGUUAUGAUACAGAUGGUAGUGAAAACGACAUGCUCAAAGAUUAUGUUACGGAAAACUGGCUCAAGGAUAUCAUCUUCCUCAAGGAUGGACAAAAAUGUAUUAUUGCAAAGGGUACGUAACAAAAAAUUUCUUAAGAACCUAACUAACAUUGUGCAGAUAUCGGUCUGCGUAAAGAUUUUUGCUAUUCAUGGUAUAAAGAACGCAUAGACGAUCAACACCGAAAAUACUGCAUCGCCCCACAUCGCCACGCGCUCAAGGACAUCGACCACACAAGCAAAAAUCGGAGAGCUUUCACGAGGGGCACCCGGCACAGAAGUGAAGGAGAGUGGUGCUUGCCAGAAACCCAUGGCCGCCAUUUUUCGAAAUUCCCGCCAGGUAAGUCGUACUAUAAUUGCCUUUUCAACUUUCAAGUCUAGUUUUCUUGGCUUGCCUUUAUAUCAACAUCCAAAUAUUCAACUACAUAUCAUGUAUCAGGGGUGAAUUAUGCUCCCUUUGCAUUCAGCUGUGUUUGUUCAAUUUGAACAUACAUGUCAUAAGAUUCCAUGAAAACUUGUUUGAAUAUGUAACUGACCUUUCAUCUAGAAAUCAUCGACAACAUAUUAAGCAACCUCUUGGAAAUUUCUGAUGGCGCACUCGCUCCCGUUGUCGCAACAAGCAAUUGGAAAAAAUGCUUCACCGGCUCACCGCACUACAAAAUUCACAAAGACGGUGAGGAUAUUGAUGCAUACACAAUGACGGAGAUUGGUAUGAUCACUCAAACUCAAGAGGGUAGUUUGAUGGUACUGCGAAAGGUCUACACAAGCGAAUUAGACGCGACAUGUCUCAGAGUAUGCAAAGCCUGGAAAGACGCCGGAGGAAGUUUGUUAUAUCGAUUUAACUGCUAUACCUUCGGCACCAAUAACUCAACUUUCGAGGGGAGUCCUCCGACUUGGAUGGGCAACAAAAUUUGGAGACCACCUGUGGACAAACCUUAUCUCGUAGCUGAGGAUAAUUCGUCUAGAAUCUUCAAGGCCCGCAUCGAGAGAGGUAUUAGAAACAUCAAGAAGCGGGUGACCAUCAAGAAUUUAGCAGGCUGGGUUUAUCAUGAUCCUUUCCUACGAUUUUUGUACACAAUUGGGGCCGGAAAUGCAGCCCUCCUUCAUACUCUGCAGUUCUCAGGCAAAGUUCGCUGUCAUCAAUGCGAGAGAGGACACUUUUGCAACGAUUGUCUUGUGGAGAGCUUGCGGAUUUACGUUCCCAUCAUUAACGCUAUCUGCCCCAAUGUACGAAAAUUGGUCCUGCGCCCCGAAAAGGAUGGAAACAGUUUCCCGGAACUGGAGAUAUUUAAGCAAAAGCUCUUGCAAUUCUUUGAAAGAGAUCUUCGACAUCUAAAAUAUAUUACAGAAUUGGUAGUAGUCGAUGAUCUGUCGUACGAUAGUGACAGAACGAUUUCAACGGCUCAGCUUGCCAAACCCACAGUCACUUAUUUUCGAGAGAGAGCUUCAUCGUCACAUCAAUAAGUAUGACCACGAAUCUAAGAGCGAAUGAUUUAGGAAACUAUAUGGCUCGAAAAACCUGGAAUUUGGGACUUUGAAAAUUUUGAGGAGUGAACAUUUAUGGCAAAAAUUCGAAAGAACUUGUUGUGCAUCUAUCAGGGAAGGUUUGUGGAGUGUAAAUUUGAGAAUAUGGCCAAUGGUUGAUGUGGAAUAGGUACUGUAGUGAAAAAAAAAGAUGCAGCGAGUUUCUACAUUGUGACUCUUGAAUCAUGCUGUCUUUGACUGAAUGCCCUAAUUUAUCCUCUUGAAGAUAUCACGAAUGACUUUGUCGUUGCCGUUGGCCAAAAACUAGUGGACAAUGAAUGACCUUGUCAUUUUGACAUAAUUUAAAGAUUCAAGCCAAUUAUGCAGACAUUGAAAAUUAUACCAUUCCUCAAUUACUUUAGCCCAUUUCCCAUAUCCUGUUGGCACCAUCGCCAUCGUCUUGAACAGCAAAGUAAAGAGGAUGAAAAUAUGGAAAAGGCGGGAGAAGCUAUAGCUACUUUGCUGUCGCACAUUUUAGCCUAUGAUCGCUUGAAUGGAUGAUGGAUGAUGGAUGAUGGAUGAUGGAUGAUGGAUGAUGGAUGAUGGAUGAUGGAUGAUGGAUGAUGGAUGAUGGAUGAUGGAUGAUGGAUGAUGGAUGAUAGAUGAUGAAUGAUGAAUGAUAGAUGAUGAAUGAUGAAUGAUAGAUGAUGAAUGAUGAAUGAUAGAUGAUGAAUGAUAGAUGAUGAAUA